GUUUAAUUGCCCCUUUUUGCGUAGAACGCAUAGGAAUGUUUAGAUUCUAGUGUAGCUUUCAACACUUGUUCUAUCGCGCGCAUGUUAUCAUCUCGUGGAAUGGAUGCGGUAGCUUGCUAACUACUGGGAGUUUUUUCCCCGGCCACGGCUUGCUGGUGAGCGGCUAACCUUAGCCAGUUAGCAAGGUCCUGAGGAGAGAGCCUUUGCGUCCACCUGAACAUGUCUGGCCCGGUCACCAGUCGAUCCCGGGUUUACCCCGACGUGAACACACAGAGACCCCGGGAGUACUGGGAUUACGAGUCACAUGUCGUGGAGUGGGGGAAUCAAGAUGACUACCAGCUGGUGCGAAAGCUCGGCCGGGGCAAAUACAGCGAAGUGUUUGAAGCAAUCAACAUCACAAACAAUGAGAAAGUAGUAGUCAAAAUACUCAAGCCAGUAAAGAAGAAGAAAAUCAAGCGAGAAAUCAAGAUUCUAGAAAAUCUGCGAGGCGGCCCCAACAUCAUCACACUUCUAGACAUCGUCAAGGAUCCAGUGUCUCGGACUCCAGCCCUGGUUUUUGAACACGUUAACAACACAGACUUCAAGCAAUUAUAUCAAACGCUAUCAGACUACGACAUACGGUUCUACAUGUACGAGAUCUUAAAGGCCCUGGACUACUGUCAUAGUAUGGGCAUCAUGCACAGAGACGUCAAGCCACACAACGUCAUGAUCGACCACGAACACAGAAAGCUUCGCCUUAUAGAUUGGGGUUUGGCAGAGUUCUACCACCCUGCUCAGGAGUACAAUGUACGAGUGGCGUCCCGAUACUUCAAGGGUCCAGAGCUGCUGGUCGACUACCAGAUGUACGACUACAGUUUAGACAUGUGGAGCUUGGGAUGCAUGCUGGCCAGUAUGAUCUUCAGGAAGGAGCCUUUCUUCCAUGGACACGACAACUACGACCAGCUUGUACGGAUCGCAAAAGUCCUGGGCACAGAAGACCUUUAUGACUACAUCGAUAAAUACAACAUCGAGCUAGACCCACGGUUCAACGACAUUCUGGGCAGACAUUCCCGUAAGCGGUGGGAGAGGUUUGUGCACAGUGAGAACCAGCACCUGGUGAGCACCGAGGCACUGGACUUCCUGGACAAGCUGCUGCGCUACGACCACCAUGCCCGCCUCACAGCCCGGGAGGCCAUGGACCAGCCCUACUUCUACCCCAUUGUGAAAGACCAGGCGAGGAUGGGCUCUACAUCAGGGCUGUCGACUGGUUCUACCCCAGUCAGCUCCUCCAGUAUGAUGACAGGCAUCACCUCCAUGUCCUCGUCGCAGCCCCUGGCUAAUGUGGCAGGCUCUCCUGUGAUCUCCUCCCCCAGUGCUCUGGCCACUCAGGUCCCAGCCGCCGCCGGGGCCCAGCCCUGAACGGUGCCCGGGAUUGACCCACUGCCUCUGUCUGGCCCGGCCUACCCAGCCCCCGGCAACAACCAUUUUUAUGUUGAGUAUAACAAAGAAUAAGAUAUUAGGUUCCCCUUUUCUUUUUCCAUACAAUAAUUAUAUAUUGACAUCCGGGCGCACAACAAGAGGGAGAGAGCUGCGUUCAUUCGUGAUGACGGUGUCUAGAAAUGCAACUACAAUGUAGAAAGUAAGCAAAAUGGAUAAUAAAAUUUAUUUUAUAUGUCCCUAAAGUACAUGUUUGUUUUGUUUUGAGGUUUUCUAUAGGUCAGAGGUUGUUGAUUUUUCUAGUGUUUUUUUUGUUUUGUUUUUUUAAUCAACCGUUAGUGGUCACAUCAAAUGACUCAUGGGCUGCUUGUAACAUUUUGUUAAAUUCAUUUUCUGUUGGUAAAAUUUUCGUCAUUGAAUUUCUCUCAAUAGAACGGCACCCCCGGUUUAGUUAUUUUCAAUGUCAUCCGUAAUGUUUUUAUCAUGAGGCAGUUUCGCAAUGAUUAUGCUUGUUAUUUAGUUGUGGCUAUUUCAGGCUUAUUGAACGAACAUUUUGUACAAGAGUUACGGUGACACAUGACUGUGUUUAUAAAAUGUAUUCAAUAA
This is a messenger RNA of Coregonus clupeaformis (lake whitefish), 2022 nucleotides long. Its product is annotated as STKc_CK2_alpha domain-containing protein. Gene Ontology annotation, molecular function: ATP binding; protein serine/threonine kinase activity. Bases 220 to 1398 code for a protein of 392 amino acids. Gene Ontology annotation, biological process: protein phosphorylation. Lineage: Eukaryota; Metazoa; Chordata; Actinopteri; Salmoniformes; Salmonidae. The transcript is spliced from 13 exons. Gene Ontology annotation, cellular component: nucleus; cytosol; protein kinase CK2 complex. The record is from RefSeq and is a predicted model, not a curated record.